This is a messenger RNA of Drosophila rhopaloa, 1347 nucleotides long. RefSeq names its product fibrinogen-like protein 1. The transcript has 3 exons. The coding region runs from base 1 to 1347 and encodes 448 amino acids. The record is from RefSeq and is a predicted model, not a curated record. NCBI's taxonomy places the organism in Eukaryota, Metazoa, Arthropoda, Insecta, Diptera, Drosophilidae.
AUGGAACAUCUUAAGAUGCUGAGACUGUUAUCCUAUUUGCUUGGCUUAUUCAUUUUUCCAAGUGUUCAAGGAGGAAAUGAGUUCCAUUCAAAGGAUGAGUCGUUGUGCGUUCUCAAAGAUGCACCUCAACAGUGUGGCUCCUUUUGCCUGGCCGCACUCAACCCGAUAUUCGACGAUACUGAUAGUAUGCGAAUGACGUUGGAUGAAAUCAAGGCAGGGCAGUCAGCUCUUAAUGCUAGGAUGACCACGUUGCAAGGACAAGAGGAUCUGCAGGCCGGACUCGAUUCGAGAUUCAAGCUGGCGGAAGAACAACAUAUGGCGGUAAACUCCGAAAUGAAGAACCAAUUGCAGGAACUUGGAAGAAGAGUAAGCAGGACCACCACAAAAACAGAAUUCGCCAAUUCCAUUAAGGCUUUGCAGACCAAGCUGGAUGCGAGAUUGAACAGAAUGGAGGAACUUAUGAAGAUGAAAAUAACAGCCAAUGCCAACGAUGAACUUAAAACCCAAGUCAAUUCUUUGAAAGAUACAAUAAAAGACUUGCAAAGUCAGUUAAAAAUAUCCGAAGGUCAAAUCAAAAGCAAAGAAGAUAUUUUAAAAGUGAAAGAGGAGGACCUUAAAAAUAGAGAUGAACAAAUCUCGACCCUUACGACUCAAAUAAAAGCUAUUGAGAAAACAAAAUCAGAACUAUCUAUUCAGUUUUCUGAAUUGCAUAAAUAUUACGACAUUUUAUCUGACUCCUGUCCCAAUGGCAGUCCCAAUGGGAUUUACCAAAUAAAGCUUCCGAGUCUUGAACCCUUUGAAGUGCCAUGUGCGACGUCUCCACGUGGUUGGACUGUAAUUCAGAGACGCAUUGACGGAUCCGAGAACUUCGAGAGAAACUGGCAUGAUUAUAAAUCUGGAUUUGGGAAUGUCAGGGGAGAAUUCUUCAUCGGGCUGGAAAAAUUGCAUCGGAUGACUGAGGCACGACCCCACGAACUCUACAUCAAACUUGGGAUGGUUGACGGAUCCACCAGCUACGCUCAGUAUGAUGACUUUAAGAUUGGGAGUGAGGAGGAAGGCUACGAGUUGAAGAAUCUAGGGAAAUAUUCUGGUGAAGCUGGAGACUCACUCACAGAAAAUGAGCACCAAAAGUUCUCCACAUUUGAUCGGGAUAAUACUAUCAAUGCUUUCAAUUGUGCCUCUAGAUAUGGUGCAUGGUGGCACAAUGCCUGUUCAUUCAGUUCGCUCAAUGGAGAAUACUUCAAAGAUGGCAAAGGAUAUUACGGAAUUCUUUGGUACUCAUGGCAUAAAGAUUGGUCUGAAUCACUUACCUUUGUCGAAGUGAUGAUAAGGCCCAAGUCCUUAUAA